This is a messenger RNA of Colletotrichum abscissum, 1470 nucleotides long. RefSeq names its product peptidase family M28. Gene Ontology annotation, biological process: proteolysis. Gene Ontology annotation, molecular function: metalloexopeptidase activity. The record is from RefSeq and is a predicted model, not a curated record. The transcript is spliced from 2 exons. NCBI's taxonomy places the organism in Eukaryota, Fungi, Ascomycota, Sordariomycetes, Glomerellales, Glomerellaceae. Bases 1 to 1470 code for a protein of 489 amino acids.
AUGAAGACCACCUACCUCUCCGCAGCCGCUCUGGCGCUGGCCACAUCCACCUUGGCCACCGAUCCCCUCACUCCUGACAAGAUUGAGGCUGACAUCAAGACCGUUGAGCUUGAGCGUGUUCUCUGGAACCUGAACAAGAUCGCUCGCGACAAUGGCGGCACCCGCGCCUUUGGCACACCGGGCUACAAGGCCUCAGUCGACUUCGUCCUGGAGCGCGCCCAGACUCGCUUCGCCAAGCAGAUGGAUACCUACCUCCAGCCCUUCAACCACACCUUUGAGCAGACCAACGCCAUCUCCGUGACCGGACCCGACGGCGAUGUCAUUGUCAUCAGUGCCGAGUACAACACCGCCACUCCCCUGCCGGGUGGUAUCACGGCUCCUCUCAUCGAUACCCCCGUCGACGACGUGAAUGGUUCCGGAUGUCUCCCAGAGGCCUUCACGGGCAUCGAUGCCACCGGCAAGCUUGCCUUGAUCAAGCGCGGCGUAUGCGCCGUCUCUGACAAGAUCAAGAACGCGAAGGCUGCUGGUGCCCUCGGUGUGAUCCUGUACAACCAGGUCCCUGGUGACGAUAUCACCAAGCCCACUCUCAGUGCUGAGAACAUUGGUCUCCUCGUCCCCCUGGGUAUCAUCACCCUCGAGACUGGAGAGGCGUGGAAGGCCCUUCUCACCGCCGGCGAGGAGGUGAUCGUCACCCUCAUCGUGGAUGCCAUCUUCGAGGAGCGUGAGACCUGGAACGUCAUCUCCGAGACUAAGGAGGGUGACCCGAACAAGGUCAUCAUGCUCGGCGCCCAUCUCGACAGUGUUCUUGAGGGUCCCGGCAUCAACGACGAUGGUUCUGGCACUGCCGCCCUCCUUGAGCUGAUGGGCUCCGUCAAAAAGUACAGCGGCUUCCCCCACAAGAUCCGUUUUGCCUGGUGGGCCGCUGAGGAGGCCGGCCUGGUUGGAUCCUACUACUACACCGAGCACCUCAGCUCCGAGGAUGCCGACAAGAUCAAGUACUACUUCAACUACGACAUGAUCGGCUCCCCCAACCCCAUCUACGAGCUCGCCUCCUACAACAACAGCGGUAUUGGUCCUCAGCUUAUCGCCGACUACCUCGAGGCCAACGGCAAGGAGACCAUCUCCGCCGAGUUUGACGGCCGCUCUGACUACGCCGGCUUCGUCGAGCUUGGCAUCCCGGUCGCGUCCAUCUUCACUGGUGAGGGCGAGAAUGAUCCUUGCUACCACCAGGCCUGCGACACGAUUGACAACAUCAACUGGGAUGCCAUCACCGUCAACACCAAGGCUGCUGGUCGCGCUCUUGCUACCCUUGCCAACUCUCUUGAGGGUGUCCCCCCUCGCGCCAACACUACCCCGAUCCUUCGGGGCCGCGCUGGUGUUCUCCAGCAGAUGCGUCGCUGGAAGGCUCUGGCUGAGCACACCAGCCACGGCAAGACAUGCUCUCACAACGAUGAGAAGAAGAUCUACUAA